AUGGCUAUCCAAAACAAGGAGUUUCUCCAAUGGCCCAGGCCUAUGAAAACGGAAGCAAGCCAGCGAGAUCCCGACAAAUAUUGUCAGUACCACCGCACACACGGCCAUGACACCGAUAACUGCUUCCAGUUAAUCACAGAGAUUGAGAGGCUGAUAAAAAGAGGGCACCUCAAGAACUUCAUGAAUAGACCGGAGGAACAGAGGCCUCAUCCCAAUCCAACAGCCCAAGUGCCAGAAAGGGCGGGAGCUGGAACAGUGAAUGAUGGGUCCAGCGGAACCAUCAACAUGAUCGUUGGGGGAACCAGAGGUCGGAUGAGCCGUAGGAGAAAGAAAAGGAGUCGAGAAGGGGAAAGCAACAACGCCGAGGUCAUGCAGGUCGUCGAACACUCUCCAGUGGCCAUCACCUUCUCUCUGGAAGACGCCCAGGGUGUUCAGAUGCCCCAUGACGACGCCCUUGCCGUUGAAGCAGUUAUUCACAACUACCGAGUCAAGAAGAUUUUGGUGGAUGAUGGGAGCAAAGUAAACCUACUACCCUACCGGGUUUUCCAGCAGAUAGGAAUCCCUGAGGAACAGCUAGUCCGGGACCAAGCACCGGUCAAGGGGAUUGGAGGAAUACCAGUGCCCGUAAAGGGAAAGUGA
Molecule: messenger RNA, 639 nt
Organism: Manihot esculenta (cassava)
Lineage: Eukaryota; Viridiplantae; Streptophyta; Magnoliopsida; Malpighiales; Euphorbiaceae
Exons: 1
Coding region: 1-639 (212 amino acids)
Source: RefSeq, a predicted model, not a curated record